This is a messenger RNA of Cotesia congregata, 1527 nucleotides long. Lineage: Eukaryota; Metazoa; Arthropoda; Insecta; Hymenoptera; Braconidae. The record is from the annotation of a GenBank genome assembly.
AUGGGCAAGAAACGCUCUAGAUCCCGCUCACGAUCUCGUUCAAGAGAAUCGAGACGUAAAAAAAAAGAUAAAUGGGAGAAAUUACAAGCUCAGGUGGAUAACCUCACAAAGGUGGUUGAAAUGCUGGCAAAUGUUCAACAAGAACAAAGGUCAGCAGUUAAUUCUCAUGUAGAUUCAGGUCCGCCUAUUGUUACAUCAGAUGCUGAGAAAGACAAAAACAUCGAGUCUGACUCUGGGAAGGUCAUGACUGAAAUACCGGAAAAAGCGGUGACGGAGCCAACUGAGUCUGAAUCUAAAGCAUCGGAUCAGUUAGAAGUGGUGAAAGAUGAUGCUUUAAAAAUUCUAGGCUUGGAUACAAAUGAAGGUAAUCUUAAGAACAUCAAGUAUCAUCCACAAGUAAAUGAUACGUGGGGAAAAUGGAAGAUCGAAGGUCUUCCAGAGAAGAAUAAAAAAGAGAUCUUAGAGUCAUACAAGAGAAAAGGUGAUUUUUAUACUGAAGCACCAAAAUUAAACUUGGAAAUAAUUCCUCUUCUUAGCGACAUAGCUAAGAAAAGAGAUGAACAUUUUGCCGAAACUCAAAAUUGCGUAGGCACGGCAUUAUGUGCUUUAGGUGCUGCAGUAUCUCUGUUAUUAGAUCAACCAGAAGAAGGUGUUGACGAGGACGCUCUGACUAAUUACAUAAGUCAUGCGGGCCAGAUCCUUACAGAUGUGUUUUACCAACAAUCGGUGGCGAGGAAGUCGUACAUUACUCCUCAGUUAAACAAAAACAUCAAACCGAUGGUGGACACAAUGUUAUCAAAGGAAUGGCUUUAUGGUGAUGACCUUAAGGAAAAGGUCAAAGAUGUCAAGGAGAUAGAGAAGGCUUGUGCUAGUAUUAAAGACAAGCCGACACCAAAGUUGACAAGUAAACAUCAGAGUCAGGGAAAUGGGAGACGCCCACCGGCGGAAUACCGUCAGGUGGGCUACAACCAAAGAUCCCAUGCAGCAGAAAAAGUUGCAACUUUACUGGCACUGACAACGGGCCAAAGACUUCCAACUUUAGCCCUAAUAAAUAUAGAGAAUAUUGAGACAUCAAAAUCUGGCAUAAAAAUAAAGAUUCCAGAUCAAAUAAAAACUACCAAGCCUGGCGGUUUUCAACCGGAACUAGUUUUGCCAUUUUCUAAGAAUAAACCAGGUCUCUGUGUAGCAUCGGCAGUCUUAGACUACCUGGACUAUACCAAGGAGCGAAGACAGAAAGAAACAAAGAAUUUGUUUCUGUCGACUAUAAAACUUUUUAAAGAGGCCUCAUCGCAGACUAUUAGCCACUGGAUCAAGGCUUUACUAGGUAAAGCAGGAGUUGAUGUCGAAAAGUUUACGGCGUACAGCACGAGACACGCUGCAGUGUCAACUGCUGAUAAGCGUGGGGUCGAAAUAUCAGUUAUAAAGUCCUGCGCUGGAUGGUCUCCAAGCUCUCAGACCUUCUUUAAGUUUUACAAUCGCCCAGUAUUGGCUAUAAACGAUCAGUUUGCUAAGGCAAUUUUAGAAUAG